Molecule: messenger RNA, 2509 nt
Organism: Chara braunii
Lineage: Eukaryota; Viridiplantae; Streptophyta; Charophyceae; Charales; Characeae
Source: the annotation of a GenBank genome assembly
CGGUGCUUAUUUGAAUUUUGAAUGUCGAUCGAGAGGAGUGACGCGCCGCGUUCCAAACAUAAGCUCCACGUUUUCCACGGGGCUUAGUACACAUUAUUUUCCGCGCUAACCGAUGAUGUAUCUGAUCAACGGCCCGGCGGGGGGUGCCGGAGGUCAGUCGGGCGGUAGCGGGAAUGGCUUCGGGAGUAAUACCGGUGGGUUCAACAGUGGUGGGGGUGGAUAUGCAGGGGGAGGGGGAGGAUUCGGAGGCGGGAAUAAUGUAUGUUUUAGCUGGGGGAAGGUUGGACAUUUUGCGAGAGACUGCUGGUCGAGACGGACCAGGGGAUUCCCGAGUAAUUACGUGGAUCCCGAGUUGGAGGAGAUUAAAGAGCAACAUAGGCUGGCGAGGAAGGAAAGGUUGGAGUUAGAGGAGAAGAGGCGUGUGGAAGAUGAACGGAAGGCGAGAGAGGAGGAUGAUGCAAGAAGAAAUGCCGAUUUCGCCAGGAAGGCCGAAGAGUUCAAGCUGCAGCUGCGGGCCGAACUGGUGGAGGAGUGGAGGAAGAAAGAGGAGGAGGCAAAGAAGGCGGUGAAGAGAUUGAAGCAAGCUAGUAAGAGUGCUAUCACUAGGCGGCAGCGCAAGAAAGGAGGUAAGUUCGGUAAAACCGCAAGGAAGAUUGCCUACUCGGAGAUGAGCGACGAAUCAGAUUCCGACACGGGCGAUUCCGACACGUCUGAACUACAGUCAUCAUCUACUAGUUCGGAUGAUUCGAAGCGAGGGAGAAGUGUCGAGUGUGCGAUCUCAGUGGCGACUUUGCUGCUAGUGAUAAGGGGACAGAUUCCCUGGCUCGAGAAGUAUGUUAGACGCUCAGAGGAGGUGGGUAAGUUACUAGAUUUGAAAACUGGUGGUGUAUACGCAAUCGUGAGUCCGUGGACUACGAAGUCGUAUGUAGGGAGUACGGUCCGACCAAUGAUCCACAGGUGGAGGGAGCACUGUCGCAAUGCUCAAAGUGAUGCUUUGGGGUUGGCACCGCAUCUUUACAGGUGGCUCAGGAAGUAUGGUGUCGAUAAGUACACGAUUAUACCGUUGAAUCACUCGGACAAGGGAGAUGAUUACGCCUUCGAAAGAUUUUUGAUUGAGGAUCUGUACCCGAGCCUGAACACCCGUGAGGUCGGGAAAGAGGGGAAGCAUAGCAGGAGAAGGGCGAGAAGAGGCAGACGGGAGAGGAGAGGGAGAUCGGGGGAGGCUCGAGUUCAGAAGGUAGUCACGUUUGUUUUUCAGGGCGCUACGUACACUUCGCUGCUGGUCAGGCUAGCUGAACACGAAGGAAGAGGGAGAUGGACGCUAGUAUUCUCCGGUGGGGAUGUCUGGACUGACCGCUGGAGGAAUGUGGUGAAGAAGUAUGGUAACACGGUCCUGAUGAUCAAUGGCAAGAAAACCACGCUACACGAAGCAAAGAGGGAGCUGCAGCAAGGCAGGGAGGUGACGUUUAUCCUGGUGGUCAGAUCGAAGACGACCACGGGGAAGAAUAGGACCUGGCUGAUCGGACUUUUGCGCAAACCGAGACCAGUGGUGGCUAAGUUUCUCAGAACAAGAGUUCGGAUUGUCUGGAUCAGGAACAGGAACGUCGGGGAGUUACUGCACAAUCAAAAGCUGUUCGCUAGUGAAGAGCAGCAUCGAUGCCCUUGCAAGGAGUUGGCGCUGCCUAAACUAGAUGGUCACAUCCUCACACGUUUUUCUGAGAUCGAAGUCCCACGCUUCGUUGGGAACUCGAAGAACAUCACUAGGCCGGCUAAAGCAUGUUGCAUGCCGGUUUUAGUCAAGGCGAUUUUGGAAGCUGUGAAGCACGUCAAGGGCUCCGGUACGACGCAAGUGACCAUCUCAUCGGCAUGGGCGGAUCGUGAACCAUACACGGAGGCCUGGACUGACGAGGAGAUUUUGAAGGGGGUUGAGUACGAUUUGGAGCAUUCUUUUGUAAGAUGUGGAGGCAGACUCGUGAAGCAGAUUUUUGGCAUUCCCAUGGGAAAGUCCAUGAGCCCGAUCCUAGCUUCGGUAACUUGUGCCGUGGCUAAGAUGCGGUUCUUGAGGCAACUGGGGACGGAGAGGAGAUUUAUAAGUGGAUGGCGCAUCAUGGAUGAUAUCACUGUGAUAGUGGGAGUGGAUGCGGAGAAUUCCAGUGGCGGAUUCCCUGAGAGUUUUUUCAAGGCGUUUGAAGAUAUCUACGACGACAAUCUGGAGGUGAUUCGCAAGCCUUAGGAUGAAUGCGGUUUAACAUGGGAGUUCGUCGGGGGCUCGAUGUUCAUCUGCUGCUCUCCGGUACAGCUGCACUACGUGCCGUGUACAAAGAACACGGCCUCUCUCCACAAGGGCAAUUCGCUGGCGUUUCAAACGAUGCAGGACUAUAGUUCGUAUUCUGCAAAGGUGGUAAAAAAGGCAGUGUUGACGAUGAUGGCGAAGAGGCUCUGGGACCACACUACUAGUAAGCAGCUGGUACUGGGGGCCGUAGGUUUCGCUGUCUGCGAAGCGAACCUC